CUUUCUGCUUGUAUAGGAGCUCUGAGUGGAUGAAGCUCAUUAUUCUGAUGCUUUCACACAGCAUAAGAUGGGAUUUACUUUAACUGACAGACACGGCUUGCUUCUCUUUUUACUGCAGUUAGCGUCUUUGCUUCGAGCAGUGAGCUCUGCAGGGGCAUGUGAGACCGUGUUUAAGGGUUUCUCAGACUGCUUGCUCAGCCUUGGAGAAAAUAUGGUGAACUAUCCUCAGGACCUGGACGACCUGGAAAACCUGCACACUGUCUGCUCAUACUGGAGCGAUUUUCUCUCGUGCACCUCUGCUGCAGUUGCAGAUUGCCAAGACGAAGCAGUGGAGCUUUGGGAAAAACUCAAAGUGUCAUCCGGGAGUCUGAACUACCAGGGAAGUCUGUUUCAACUGUGCUCUAAAGAUAAUGGAGCAUCAGUACUGGGUUUUACACUGGAACUUACAGUUUGGGCCAUGACUCUCUCCAGACUGGUGGUGUGGGUCAUUUUUGAAUGAAAACACCACCAUGGUUAGGAAAGAAAUGCAAAAUAGAUUGUAAUAUACUGGAUGAUGUCAUUCUUUAGCACUGUUAAACCUGAAACUCAAGCCAUAUAUGUCCAUAUUGCUAUAGCAUUUUUGUAAAAUUGAAUUUUAAAUAAAAACAAAUUAUUGUUUUUAUUUAAAAAAUGCAAAUCUCAUGUAAUUGCAGAAAACUCUGGAUUGGUGAUAUUUCAUAAACAUCAAGAUGCUCAAGAUGCUCAUUGUAUCUCUUUUGUGAAAUGAUUUUGAUUAGAAUUAGGACUAGGGCUACACAUUAAUACAAAAAUCUCAGGAAGAAUUUUGCAUUUUAACCUACCUUUUUAUAUAAAACCUUUAAACAGCUUAUACAAAUGCGCUGAAUUCUUCAAUCUGAUUGGUUAAAAGGUGUUAAUUAAUUUUCUAUAAGAGCAGCUGCAAAUCACACAUUUAUAUUAAUGCCCCCAUUCUAAUAUGUUAUCGUUUUUAUAGCAACAACCUAUACAGGGACUUGUAUGGCAAAUGCUUCACAUAAGAUUAAUAAUAAAUGGAUUAAAAAAUGAGUUGUUAACAAAGAAAAAUGUAAAAUGAUUGAUAUGGUAAGGUUUUUGGAAGGAGUCUCCAGUGUCAGUGCUUUGUAACAGUCAGUACGUUUUCUGCUUUGUGGUUUCUUGAAGAGAGAGACAAAGGAGAAGCUGGUGAGGGAAUGACUGUUUAUAGGUGCUAUAAUGUAAGUGAUAACAUUAUCACUAAUUACUAACUUGCUUUCCUGAGUCACAUUA
This is a messenger RNA of Pangasianodon hypophthalmus (striped catfish), 1281 nucleotides long. It is a transcript of the gene nrn1b, whose product is annotated as neuritin 1b. The transcript has 3 exons. Gene Ontology annotation, cellular component: plasma membrane. The coding region runs from base 68 to 499 and encodes 143 amino acids. The record is from RefSeq and is a predicted model, not a curated record. NCBI's taxonomy places the organism in Eukaryota, Metazoa, Chordata, Actinopteri, Siluriformes, Pangasiidae. Gene Ontology annotation, biological process: neuron projection extension; nervous system development.